This is a messenger RNA of Melanotaenia boesemani (Boeseman's rainbowfish), 486 nucleotides long. RefSeq lists its product as uncharacterized. The transcript has 5 exons. The coding region runs from base 1 to 486 and encodes 161 amino acids. Gene Ontology annotation, molecular function: oxidoreductase activity, acting on metal ions. Lineage: Eukaryota; Metazoa; Chordata; Actinopteri; Atheriniformes; Melanotaeniidae. The record is from RefSeq and is a predicted model, not a curated record.
AUGUUGUUGCCUGGUUUAUUUGUCCUUCAAUUACUCAGUUUUGUUGAUGCCUAUCCUAAUGGUGCUCCCACUGGUGCCUGUGAGGAUAUGCUGCCUCGUCAUGGAGUCUUGCCUCAGCCUUCACCAGCUCCCUACAUUCUUCUCACAAACAUGAAGACAUUUCAGCCUGGCAAGCCCAUCACCGUGACUAUAAUUGGACCAGCAUACAGAGGGGUUCUUUUGGAAGCUCGAACAGAUGGCAACACUAAUGCUCUGGGGAGCUGGGUGCUUCCUCCUCCAGACACAAAAUUCCUUCAGUGCUCAGGGAAUCCAAAAGGAGCUGUGACUCACGCCAAUACCAACCUGAAGGGAAACACCACCGUGUACAACUGGAUCCCACCCAGCACCAUGAGUCCUGUUUAUUUCAUUGCCACUGUGGCUCAGCAGCGCACUGUCUUCUGGGUUAAUGUGACGUCCACCACUCUGACCAGCGGUGGGGAAAACUGA